Trypanosoma conorhini is the source of this 1902-nucleotide messenger RNA. RefSeq names its product putative leucine-rich repeat protein (LRRP). The record is from RefSeq and is a predicted model, not a curated record. The transcript has a single exon. The coding region runs from base 1 to 1902 and encodes 633 amino acids. Gene Ontology annotation, biological process: mRNA splicing, via spliceosome. Gene Ontology annotation, molecular function: protein binding; U2 snRNA binding. Gene Ontology annotation, cellular component: U2 snRNP. NCBI's taxonomy places the organism in Eukaryota, Euglenozoa, Kinetoplastea, Trypanosomatida, Trypanosomatidae.
AUGCUUCUCGACGUCUCAAAGGCGCCGGGCGAGCACACCGCCCUGGACGACAUCCAGGAGCUGCUGAAGGCCGUCGCGUACACCGGGCAGAGGCAGAAGAUCGGCGCGCUCAAGGCGCAGUACAACAACCUCACCACGCUGAGCAUCUCCACCCCGUUGGUGGUGGCGCUGCAGCACGUCACGUCGCUGACGGCGUCGUACAAUUGCCUGAGCACACUGCAGGGUUUAGAGGCCUUUGCUUUCCUGGAGUUUCUUGAUCUGAGUCACAAUUCACUGCGUGUGCUAGACGCACACUCGACUUCCAUCCUGCGCCGGCUGCGGUACCUGCGGCGCUGCGACUUCUCGCAUAACGAACUCCGCCUCAUUGACCUCGACAUGCCGCUUCACGGCAGAGUGACGGAGGCGCCAGAGGAGGAUGACGACCUCGACGCCGUGACGCUGGAUGAGCUCACGGUGCUGAACCUGUCCCACAAUCAGCUCAUCGACGUCCCCGACUUCCGCUGCAUGCCUCUGCUGGAGGAGCUGCACCUGGAGCACAACCGUAUUGAGUGCUUCACGGACCUUGAGAACCGCCUCCCGCUCGUGGCGCUCACCUCCUUGUCGGUGGCCUGUAAUGCACUGCGGACCCUGCAGGACCUCCUUCCCCUUACGGUGCUGGCGGAAACCCUCAAGGAGCUGGCGGUCCGCGGAAACCCCUGCAUGCACAACGGCGCCGUCGCCAAGGGGUGCCCAGUGCGGCCCUGGCUGCUCUGGAUUCUGCCGCAGCUGGAGACCGUCGACGACGUCCCCCUCACCCCGGAGGAGCGGCAGACGGCGGCGGUGAUGUUCCGGCAGCACGGCGAGCUUAGCCACGAGGCCAUAGCAUUGAUGAACAGCCACCAGGAGCUGCAGCUGGAGUCGUACCUGCAGAAGUUUGCGCUCCCGCAGGCGCAUGGCGGGCGGCACACCGCCGACGUCAUGCCGGGAACGAAGAUGGAGCAGCCUGCGGCUUCCUCGCGAGAGACGGGCGCAUCGUUGUCCUCCUCGCUGGGAGGCACGGCGACGCGCCUGCCAAACGUGUCAAGCGCCCCCAGCGUGGCCGCCGCAGCCGCCGGCGAGAGUUCGCUGCGGCCGCAGUCCGCCAUGACAGUUUUGCCGAUGAUGCAAAAGAAACUGAAGCAGCUCUCAAACGUGAUGGAGGUGCUGUGGAAGGAGAGCAUGACGCGACGCAUGUUUGCCACCGUCGUGCUGCAAAAGUACGUGCGUGGGUUUCUCACACGCCAGCGCCUCCCAGCGCCCGUGCAGGAGAGCUGCGCACGCAUUAGAAGUAACCUGCGCCGCGCGUUUCGUAGGCAGGGGUGGGCUCGACAACCGCUGCAGCCGACGGCGACGGCGAUUGUGAGUAGGGGCGAGGCGCACCGAGACAACAACAACAGCAACGGCAGCGACCCUAGUGAGCAGGCGGUGCUGGUGAAGCAGGUGCGAGCGUUGGACUCCCAGGUGCGUCAGAUGUGGGGUCUGAUGGGGGAGCUUCGUGGCAUGCUGAACCAGCGCCGCCGCGCCGCCGCCGUAACGAUUCAAAAGUACUACCGCGGCCACGUUGAUCGGAGGAAGUGGAGCCGUCUCAAGAAGCUCUACGACGAGUUUGUAGACUCCUUGCGCCCGGAGGUGGUUCUGAUACAACGCGCGUGUCGCGGGUACCUGGGCCGCCUGCGGCUUAUGCGGCGCCGUGCAAAAACACUGGGGCUGCGUCUCCUGCAAGCGGAGGUUGUGGAACUGCGCCGCACCGUCGCGGAGAUGCAGGCGCUUAUGGAGCAGAGCCGGCGGCGGCAGCGGCUGGAGCGGUACGCCGACCCCGAGAAGGCGAUGGACGAGAUCGUCUCCACGUACACCGCCUCGCGAGCCACGCCCUCCGUUGAGUAG